AUUUAUUAAAAGGUUUCGCUAGAAAUUUUGUUUGUAUAAAUAUAAAAGAAUAAAUGAAAAACUAUUAAAUUUCCUUUUUAAAAUAUGGGUAAUAAAAAUAAAUUAAACAAACAAGUGAAGCAGUCUAAUAACGAGGCAUAUAAUUCAUUUAAAGUUGUGUUAUUUUAUUGUUUACUUAUAAUAUUCUUACCAAUUGUAUCAUUCUUCGGUACAAAGUAUAUUCUAGAGAGUAAUUUUGAUAUAAAUCAUAUUCAAACAAAUAUUUACUCAGCUAUAUCGGCUGUAAUAGGAUUACAUAUUGCAUUAGGAUUAUACAUUGCCAAAGCCUACUUCAGUGAACCAGGAGAUUUCAAACAAGAUUAA
Messenger RNA from Condylostylus longicornis, 363 nucleotides. Its product is annotated as vacuolar ATPase assembly integral membrane protein VMA21 homolog. NCBI's taxonomy places the organism in Eukaryota, Metazoa, Arthropoda, Insecta, Diptera, Dolichopodidae. Gene Ontology annotation, biological process: vacuolar proton-transporting V-type ATPase complex assembly. The record is from RefSeq and is a predicted model, not a curated record. The transcript is spliced from 2 exons. The coding region runs from base 85 to 363 and encodes 92 amino acids.